Molecule: messenger RNA, 2710 nt
Organism: Trichobilharzia szidati
Lineage: Eukaryota; Metazoa; Platyhelminthes; Trematoda; Strigeidida; Schistosomatidae
Source: the annotation of a GenBank genome assembly
UAGCACGCUUGUGUUGAAGCGUUUUGGCGCGCAGAUUGCCUUGGCUCGCAGUAACUGCUUCGAGAGCUUCAAAUAAGUAAAGCCAGGUGACACAUUUAGUAAAACCUGCAGACUACUAUCAAACUACACACGACAUGGGCUUAUUAACUGUCGGAUCACCGUUAGAUUGGCCUGAAACCAAGAAAAAUGCAGUCUUCGUACAAGAACAGGGUAUCAAACAGUUCAUACUAUUGUACCACAAGCUCAACUCACGGACGAAACAUACUUUGAAAUGGGGUGACGAAAUCGAGUACACACUGGUUCGCUUCGAUCCCCUCAAAUGUAAAGCACAACUCUAUCUCGGCGCUUCCGAAUUGUUAAAAAAGAUGGGGAAAGAAAAUAAUACUGGUGGUGAAAUCACUUGGCAACCAGAAUAUGCUGAGUACAUGAUAGAAGGAGUGCCUGGAAUCCCUUUUGGAAGAUUACUACAUUCAUUUAGUACUGUUGAAUGCAACAUGCGGAAACGACGACUAGACCUGAUGACCCAUCUUCCCAAGGGCUGUGUUCCACUAACAAUCUGUGCUUUUCCCAGAUUGGGUUGUGAUGAUUUUUGUUAUCCAGCUGCUAAUCCAACUCCUGAUAGUGGUGUUUCAAGAAGUUUAUUCUAUCCAGAUGCUGCUAUCAACCAAGGACAUCCACGUUUUAAAACACUAACCCGCAACAUUCGUGAACGUCGUGGGGCUAAGGUUGCGAUUAAUGUUCCGAUUUAUCAAGAUACCUGUACACCUCAACCAUUUAUUGAAAAGUUUCCCGAAUCAAAUGAUCCGAAUGCAUCAUCUGCCGCUCUUCCUAAUCACGUUUACUUAGACGCUAUGGGUUUCGGUAUGGGUUGUAGCUGUUUACAAAUCACUUUUCAGUCAUGUUGUAUUGAUGAAGCAAGAAUAUUAUACGAUCAACUGACAACGAUAUGUCCAAUUAUGAUGGCUUUAAGUGCAGCAACUCCUGCUAUGCGAGGUUAUUUACUUGAUUGGGAUUGUCGUUGGGGUAUAAUAUCUGCAUCAGUCGAUGACAGAACAGAAGAAGAAAGGGGACUUAAGCCUUUAUGCAAUGAUCGUUUUGUUAUUCCAAAGUCACGCUUUGAUUCUGUAUCCCUUUAUCUUUCUCCCAUGGGUAAUGCAUUCAAUGAUAUUCCACUAGUCUAUAAUAAAGAAUAUUAUGAUACUUUAAUUAAGGAAGGUGUCGAUCACACACUGGCAUUACAUAUUGCUCAUCUGUUUAUUCGGGAUCCAAUCAGUGUAUUCUCUGAGAGUUUAAAUCGUUCAGACGAUGAAGAGACGGUGGAACAUUUCGAGACUAUUCAGUCUACUAAUUGGCAGUCAAUGCGUUUUAAACCACCGCCUUUAAAUUCUACAAUUGGUUGGCGUGUUGAAUUUCGACCUACCGAAUUACAAUUGACAGACUUUGAAAAUGCUGCUUUUGUCACCUUCAUUUUAUUAUUAUCUAGGACAAUAUUGAAGUACAAUUUAAAUUUAUUAAUUCCACUAUCAAAAGUCGAUGCUAAUAUUGCAACAGCUUUUAAACGUGAUUCUGUAUUGAAUGGAAAAUUUUAUUUUAAACAAGGUCAUUUAAUAACAACAGAUGCAAGUCCAAUUGAUUUAGCCGCAUCAUGUUCCAAUUUAAAUCGAAAUCGUACAUAUUCAACAUGUUGUGAACCUCCUGAUUUAAAUUGCUUAUUAUCACAGCAUUCACAGGAAAAUGACUCUUCUGAUGCAUUUGAUUGUAGUAUGAAUCCUCCACCAUCUUGCAGUUCAGUGGCAUUUACUGAAGUGAAACCAGAAGAUUCUUAUACAUUGAUGUCAGUGGAUGAAAUUAUCAAUGGAAGCGAUACUUUUCCAGGACUUUUACCCUUGAUAAGAUUAUAUGUUGAAGAAAAAGGUGGAGAAUUGGAGACCGUAGAUCUUAUCAAUAGUUAUUUAGAUUUAAUACAGAAGAGAGCUUCAGGUGAAUUAAUGACAACUGCUAAAUGGAUAAGAAGUCGUAUUAUAAAUCAUCCUGACUAUAAAAAGGAUUCAUAUAUAUCACCUAAAAUAAAUUUCGAUCUUAUGCGAGAGUGUUGGAAUAUUACUGAAGGAAUUAUCCGACCACGUGAAUUAUUACCGCAUGAUUCAAUAGUGGACAAAAAUUCCAUCGCCUCCGCUUCCUCCACCUCGAUCUACCAGUCAUUAAAUAAUACCAAUGUAUAUCAUUGUAAUGGUGUUGUUCAUGAUCCAUCAAAAUGUUAACACAAACGACAAAAAACUGUCAUUCUCUCUCAAGCACCAGGAUGUUGUUCAUCCUUUUCUUUUGAUACAUUUCCAGAUUUCAUUCAAUUCAGUUGUACAAUUGUUUGUGAAUUUAGAUUAUCACAGUUACAGUGUACUACUUUUUUUUUAUUAUUUUUUUUAAAACAAAACCCUGUGUAUUUUGUUAAUUUUAUGUUCGCACCCCCCCGACCCCGCCAAAAAAAUUUAUUUCUUUAUUUUAUUUGAAUUAUUAUUACUGGUGUUUCAAUGGCGUUGUGAUCAUUAACUCUAAGUGACUGAAGCAAAUCCUUUUUGGUAAUUUUCCUAAUAUUUUCACUGCACUACUUACUAUAGAUGUAACAUGAUUACGCGUCUUAUUUGAUUACUGAUAACUACUUAUUGUAAAAAAAUAAUAAUAAAAAAAUAAAUAUAUCGAUUUCAAAUUUCAC